Messenger RNA from Cygnus atratus (black swan), 2221 nucleotides. RefSeq names its product casein kinase 1 gamma 2 (gene CSNK1G2). The coding region runs from base 396 to 1742 and encodes 448 amino acids. Lineage: Eukaryota; Metazoa; Chordata; Aves; Anseriformes; Anatidae. The record is from RefSeq and is a predicted model, not a curated record. Gene Ontology annotation, biological process: signal transduction; peptidyl-serine phosphorylation; positive regulation of canonical Wnt signaling pathway. Gene Ontology annotation, cellular component: cytoplasm; plasma membrane; nucleus. Gene Ontology annotation, molecular function: ATP binding; protein serine/threonine kinase activity. The transcript is spliced from 11 exons.
GGGCAGAGGACGAGCCCGUGUCUUUUCCGCUGCUGUUCAGAAGAAGGGUUACAGCUCUGGUUGCCCGCCUGCAGCGUCCUCCUUACGCUCGCCGAGCGAGGAGCCGCGCUGGGAGGACCAUCUCCGCAGGAUGUUCUCGCCACCAAAGAGCUCCCUGUAGCUGGCGACGAUGACAAUCCCGGCGGGGCCUCGGGAAGCACUAACGUUUCAGUAGCCCAGCACCCGUGGGUGGCCGCUUAUCCCUCCUUCUCCACGCCCCUCCCUCCCAUCGCACCAGGAUGGUGUAUUAACCAAGGAGAGCCCCGCUUCUUUUCUCCUCGCCCCUCAACUUUCGGCAGCUCUGGGAUUUGUAUGGCAGCAGCGUAACCGUGGAGAGGCCGGGGUAUCACAAACUUAUGGAUUUUGAUAAGAGAGGAGGGAAAGGGGAGCUGGAGGAAGGUAAAAGGAUGUCCAAGACGGGUGGAGGAAGGAGCAGUCAUGGAAGCCGGAGUGCUGGAACCAACUCGGGAGUCUUAAUGGUGGGUCCCAACUUCCGCGUCGGCAAGAAGAUUGGAUGCGGCAAUUUCGGGGAGCUCCGUCUAGGAAAGAACCUCUACACCAACGAAUACGUAGCUAUCAAAUUGGAACCCAUAAAGUCCCGGGCCCCCCAGCUGCACCUGGAGUAUCGGUUCUACAAGCAGCUCGGCAAUGCAGAAGGAAUUCCUCAGGUUUACUACUUCGGCCCCUGCGGGAAGUACAACGCCAUGGUGCUGGAGCUGCUAGGCCCCAGCCUGGAAGAUCUCUUUGAUCUGUGUGAUCGGACCUUCACGCUCAAGACCGUCCUGAUGAUCGCGAUCCAGCUGAUCACGCGGAUGGAGUACGUCCACACCAAAAGCCUGAUCUACAGAGACGUCAAGCCGGAGAACUUCCUGGUGGGGCGGCCGGGCAGCAAGCGGCAGCACACCAUCCACAUCAUCGAUUUUGGCCUGGCCAAAGAGUAUAUUGACCCCGAGACCAAAAAACACAUCCCCUACCGAGAGCACAAGAGCCUGACGGGGACAGCACGCUACAUGAGCAUCAACACCCACCUGGGGAAAGAACAAAGCCGCAGGGACGACCUGGAAGCAUUAGGACACAUGUUUAUGUACUUCCUCCGCGGGAGCCUUCCUUGGCAAGGCCUCAAGGCUGACACGCUAAAGGAGAGGUAUCAGAAGAUCGGCGACACCAAAAGAGCCACUCCAGUGGAGGUGCUCUGUGAGAACUUCCCAGGUGAGGGCUCUGCGUGGCCCGUCCUUGUCCCCAGCCUGGCCCCUUGCUGGCCUGGCACCGUGUCCCCCUGCCCCAACCGAGCCCGCUCUGUCCCCGCAGAGGAGAUGGCCACGUACUUGCGCUACGUGCGGCGGCUGGAUUUCUUCGAGAAGCCCGACUAUGACUACCUGCGGAAGCUCUUCACAGACUUGUUCGAGAGGAACGGUUACGUGUUCGACUACGAAUACGACUGGGCAGGGAAACCGCUGCCCACCCCCAUCGGCACGAUGCACAGCGAGGUGCAGGUGCAGCCCCCGAACAGAGACAAAGCACAGCCACACACCAAACACCAGGUGAUGAGCUCCACCAACGGAGAGCUGAACACAGAUGACCCGACUGCAGGACAUUCGAACGCCCCCAUCACAGCCCCCACCGAGGUGGAGGUGACAGACGAUACAAAGUGCUGCUGUUUCUUCAAGAGAAGGAAGAGGAAAACCACCAAGCGUCGCAAGUGAGCUGCCGGGGCCGGGUGGAGUGGCGUGCGCGAGGGCUCCUCUCCCUCUGGCCGUGGCUGGAUCUUGACCCGUGGAGCUGGCGGCGGCGGCCCCUCGGUUUGGACGGGGCUGGGGCCGAGCCAGCUGGCCUCCCCCGGCGCCCCACGCACAGGCGGGGAGCGGGGCCUCCCCAAACUGCUUGUCCUUUCCUCCGCCACUCGCCCAGUGCGUGGCCGUUUACUCGAACCAAGCCCGACUUCGCUGAAGUUCCUGCAUCCGUCUAAAAGAAAAAAAGAAAAAAGAAACGGAAACAAAUCCACAGCGUCACUUGCUUCUGAGUCUAUACCUAGUUUGAAACGGGGAUCAACUCUACAGACUCUAAAACGUCGCUGUCUUAGAAGAAGCAGAAGACAAUUUUGAGAGCAGUGGGCUAAGGAGGAAUUUUUUUUUUUCUGUUGCUUCUUUGUCUCUUAAGUUAAUUUAAAGUGAGUCUCGGUGCA